Messenger RNA from Sorghum bicolor (sorghum), 1224 nucleotides. RefSeq names its product mannosyl-oligosaccharide 1,2-alpha-mannosidase MNS1. NCBI's taxonomy places the organism in Eukaryota, Viridiplantae, Streptophyta, Magnoliopsida, Poales, Poaceae. The record is from RefSeq and is a predicted model, not a curated record. Gene Ontology annotation, biological process: N-glycan processing; carbohydrate metabolic process. Gene Ontology annotation, molecular function: mannosyl-oligosaccharide 1,2-alpha-mannosidase activity; calcium ion binding. Gene Ontology annotation, cellular component: Golgi membrane; endoplasmic reticulum.
AUGGUCGCAGAAUCAUUAAACUUUGACAAGGAUUACGAAGCAAGUGUGUUUGAAACAACAAUAAGAGUAGUUGGAGGUCCUCUCAGUGCAUAUGAUUCUUCAGCUGAUAAAAUGUUUCUGGAGAAAGCAAGAGACAUCACUGAUCCACUGUUACCUGAAUGGGAUACGUCAUCUGGUAUCCCAUACAAUAGAAUCAACCUAGCUCAAGGCCAGGCUAAUAAUCCAGGAUGGAAUUGUGGUGGCUGUACACUUGCAGAUUUAGGAACAGAGCAACUUGAAUUUAUAGCUUUAUCACAGAGGACUGGAGAUCUAAAGUAUCAGCAAAAGGUGGAGAAUGUAAUUAGGCAAUUUCAGAAGAUAUUUCCUAGUGAUGGCUUGCUUCCUAUUAAUAUAAUAACUCCUCAUUCAGGAGCUGUGAAAUUGCACUCAAAAAUUACAUUUGGUGCUAUGGGAGAUAGUUUCUAUGAAUACUUGCCAAGGUAUGGAUUAGGAAUGGCAACGGUAUGGAUACAGGGUAACAAAACUAAAAGUUUCAAACAUUACAGGAAAAUGUGGGAAACGUCAAUGGAAGGCCUGUUAAGUUUGACAAGGAAAACUUCUAAUUUCUACUAUGUGUGUGAGAAGAAUGGGGAUUCAUUAUCUGAGAAGAUGGAAGAAAUGAUGUGUUUUAGUACAGGUAUGCUGGCAUUGGGAGCGUCUGGCUAUUACCCGGAAAAAGCAGAGCAAAUUAUGAAUCUUGCAAAAGAGCUUGCAUGGACAUGCUAUAACUUCUACCAAUCAACUCCUACAAAAUUGGCUAGAGAGAACAAUUAUUUCCGUGGCGGACAGGACUUAUCUGUCGGCAAAAGUUGGAACAUCCUUAGACCAGAGACUAUUGAAUCACUUAUGUAUUUGUAGCGCCUAACCGGUAAUAAAACAUGAGAUUGGGUUUGGGACAUAUUCCAAGCAUUUGAGAAGAAUUCCCGUAUAGAAUCUGGAUAUGUUGGUCUGAAAGAUGUGAAUACUGGUACAAAAGACGACAUGAUGCAGAGCUAUCUGUACCUGCUGUUCUCCCCAACAUCGUUUAUCUCGUUCGAUGAGUGGGUCUUCAACACUGAAGCCCACCCACUGAAAAUAGUUACAAGGCAUGACAGUGAAGGUGGCUCAGGCAGUGCAGAAAGUAAGGGUAUUGCUGACUCUGUAAUCCAGCCACAUCCCACAUGGAAGGAAGCAUGGAAAACCUGA